Molecule: messenger RNA, 2739 nt
Organism: Camelus dromedarius (Arabian camel)
Lineage: Eukaryota; Metazoa; Chordata; Mammalia; Artiodactyla; Camelidae
Gene: ADAM32
Product: ADAM metallopeptidase domain 32
Exons: 21
Coding region: 1-2106 (701 amino acids)
Biological process (GO): binding of sperm to zona pellucida; male gonad development; cell adhesion
Cellular component (GO): plasma membrane
Molecular function (GO): metalloendopeptidase activity
Source: RefSeq, a predicted model, not a curated record
AUGGUGCUGCUGGCGGGGCUCCGUGGCUUGCUAACGUCAAGACCUGAUAAUUUCAUGGUUUAUUUGUAUAAUCAAGGAUCUAUGAAUUCUUAUUCUUCAGAUAUUCGGACUCAAUGCUACUACCAAGGAUAUAUUGAAGGAUAUCUGAAUUCUGUUGUCGCACUUAGCACAUGCUCUGGACUGAGAGGAAUUUUGCAAUUUGAAAAUGUUUCUUAUGGAAUUGAGCCUCUGGAAUCUGCAGUUGAAUUUCAGCACCUUCUUUAUAAAUUACGGAAUGAAAAUGAAUUUCCAUUUCUUACUGAAAAUAACCAAGACACAGAACAAAACCCAAUGGACUAUACUGUUUUUAUAAAUGAAAAACCAGAAUCAACUGUUUCAGAUUUAAUUCCUCUUUAUUUAGAAAUGCAUAUCGUGGUGGACAAAGUUUUGUAUGAUUUCCUGGGCUCUGAUAGCAUGAUAGUAACAAACAAAGUCAUCGAAAUUAUUGGCCUUGUAAAUUCGAUGUUUGCCCAAUUUAAAAUUACUGUUGUGCUGUCAUCUUUGGAGUUGUGGUCAGAUAAAAAUAAGAUCGCUACAGUUGGUGAGGCAGAUGAAUUAUUGCAUAGAUUUUUAGAAUGGAAAAAGUCCUAUCUUACCCUAAGACCUCAUGAUAUUGCGUAUCUAUUCAUCUAUCGAGAUUAUCCAGAUUAUGUGGGAGCAACGUUUCCUGGAAAAAUGUGUGUUACCCAUUAUUCUUCAGGAAUUGCUUUGUAUCCCAAGGAGAUAACUUUGGAGGCGUUUUCAACUAUUGUCACCCAGAUGCUGGGACUCAGUCUGGGGAUCUCAUAUGAUGACCCAAAGAAAUGUCAAUGCUCAGCGGCCACCUGCAUAAUGAAUCCAAAAGCUAUGCAAUCCAGUGGUGUGAAGACUUUUAGCAGUUGCAGUUUGAGUGACUUUAAAAAUUUCAUUUCAAAUAUGGGUGCCCGGUGUCUUCAGAAUAAGCCACAAAUGCAAAAGACUCUGGUAUCAAUCUGUGGCAACGGCAGAGUGGAGGGAAAUGAAGUCUGUGACUGUGGUACUGAGGAACAAUGUGGAACUGAUAGCUGUUGUAAUCCUCGAACUUGUAUGUUGCAACCAGGUGCAAAUUGUGAUACAGGAUCAUGCUGCAACAACUGUCAAUUUAAGGCAGCAGGUGCUGAAUGCAGGCCCGUUGGGCAUCCUGAAUGUGAUAUUUCUGAGGCUUGUAAUGGAAGCUCAGCAAUCUGUCCAACUGAUAUAACCAUACACAAUGGACACAAGUGUAAAGAUGGAAAAGCUUUUUGUUUUGAUGGAGGCUGCCAUGAUCUUGAUGCACGUUGUGAGAGCAUAUUUGGAAAAGGUUCAAAAAAUGCUCCAUUUGCCUGCUAUGAAGAAAUACACUCUCAAAAUGAUAGGUUUGGGAACUGUGGUAAACAAGGAAAGAGUUACAAAUUCUGUCCAUGGAGGAAUCUUAUAUGUGGAAGAUUAAUUUGUACCUACCCUUCUCAAACUCCUUUCCUUCAAGAAGAUGCUUCUGUGAUUUAUGCUUUUGUACGAGAUGUUGUAUGUAUAACUCUGCACCACAGAUCAAAAAAUGAAGAUCCAAUGGAGAUAAAAAGUGGCUCUAUUUGUGAUGAUGGGAGGAUUUGUGUAAAUCGUGAAUGUGUAGAAUCAAGGAUACUUGCAACUCAAUCACAUACUUGUUCACAAAAGUGCAAUGGACACGGAGUGUGCACUUCAACCUUGGAGUGCCAUUGUUCUAGUGGCUUCAGACCUCCAGAUUGCCAAAGGAGUGCCCGGGACUCUUCUAAUUCACCUGGGGAACAGGGUUUAAUUAUGGAAAAAACCUUUGUGAAGGCUCGGAAGAAACAGUGGCUUCUGGGUAUCUACCUGGCUUUACCUGUUCUCACCGUAGCAACCAUAACAGCUAUUUCAUGGAAGCGUUUGAAGAAGCGGCUCACCAAGCAACAGGAAUCCCAAAGUAGCGAAUCAGAAAGCAGCACUCACAGAACUGACAGCAGAUCCAGAUCAGAAAGUAGCAGCGGAACAGACACUGUCAGAUCCAAGUCAGAAAGCAGUGCCCAAACAAACACUACUAGCAGUAACUAAUACUUCCUUCAGAAGGCAACAGACGUUACCAACGGUCUCAGUGAGAAACGAAAAUUCUGCCUUUCCUCCCCUGGGCACAGCCAAAGGAGACAAUAAACCGAGUGUGGACCCAUUUGCAGGAGUGUCUGUUUCUCUUUCGGCCUGUAGGCACCAGUGCUGGGACCCCUCAAGCCACGCAACUAACUGGGGUAGGGCGAACACAGCCUUAAGACCUCUCUGGCCCACAGCUGCCCCUGGAUGUGACCCUUCCCACCAGAGAGCCCAGGACCCAGCCCCACUCACAAGCAUGGAGGAAUCAGCCACAGAAAUCCCUGGGCCCUGGCCUGCAGGGAGCCUGUUCUAGCCUCUGCACCAGUCUUAACCACCAGCAGGGAGUAACCAAAUGCAUGAAAAACCACAAUCCCAAAAUCUGGGGACCCAGCCUGACCAUAGUAGGAUAGGUCUUGCCCUGGGACAACCUGGGCCCCAACCCUGCCCACCAGCAGGCCAACACAAGCUUCAGGACACCCCAGACCCUAUACCAAACUGUGUCAGGAAUUACAGCCCCUUCCCCCAAACCCAGCAAUCCGAUUCCAGCUCUGGGAUCCCUGGGCCCUGCAAUCGGACCCUAGGACCCGGCUUGCUCGCCAGUAG